CCAUCAUCGAAUAGUGUCAUCGUAACGGAGAAAAUGCAUUCGACUGUCACUAAGCAGACGGGCUUUGUCGCCCUAAUGAUUGUUCAAAUAGUCUUCUUGGUACUUUUCUGGGUGUUCGUGCGUUAUGGCAAGGAAGCAUCGCCAAUCGAUAAGAAUUCUCAAGACUCUGGAUUAAAUGAAGAACACGAAUCGAAAUAUCCCCAUUUCCAGGAUAUUCAAGUAAUGAUUUUCGUCGGUUUCGGUUUUCUAAUGACAUUUCUGAGAAAAUAUGGCUACAGUGCUACUGGCUAUACACUCUUCCUCGCUGCUUUAGUUAUUCAAUGGGCGGUGCUAAUGAAAGGAUUCCUAAAAAUGGAGGAUGGCAAAAUUGACCUUUCAUUGGAAAAUAUUAUUGAUGCCGAUAUUGCAGCCGCUGUUCCGCUUAUUAGUAUGGGCGCUCUUUUGGGUCGUACAACACCUAUACAAUUAUUGUUUAUGGCAUUAUUUGAAAUUGCAUUGUUUGCCAUAAAUGAAUAUGUUGCAUUGGACAUUUUAAGUAUUUGUGACGUUGGCGGUUCUAUUACCGUUCAUGCCUUCGGUGCUUACUUUGGUCUGGCGGUGAGUCUAAUGUUGCGCCCCACCAAGGAUCAAAACGAUGCAGGCAAAUACGAGGGACCCACCUAUACAUCCGACAUGUUUGCCAUGGUUGGCACAUUAUUCCUUUGGAUUUAUUGGCCAAGUUUUAAUUCUGUUUUAGCCGAUGGCACUGGCCAGGAGCGGGCUAUUUUGAACACGUAUUUGUCAUUAGCAGCUGCAACAGUCACUACGUUUGUUUUAUCGGCACUUGUCAGCCACGAGAACAAAUUGGAUAUGGUGCACGUUCAGAAUUCAACAUUGGCCGGAGGUGUUGCCGUUGGCACUGUCUGUAAUUUGCUGAUUGGUGCCCAUGGCGCUGUUUUAAUUGGAAUCAUUGCCGGUACAAUAUCGGUAAUGGGUUAUCGUUUUAUAACGCCAUUUUUCACAGAGAAAUUACGUUUACACGACACCUGUGGCGUACAUAAUCUCCAUGGCAUGCCGGCCCUAAUCUCAGCCAUUGCCUCGGCCAUUUAUGCAUUGAUGGUGACUAGAGAAGAAUACAAAUCCGAUUUGGGCUCUAUCUUUCCAGCAAUGUUGAAUGAAACGGAAAUAUCAGGCAACAACAUGACCGAAAACGAUGCAACAGUCCAUAUAAUGGGGGGCUAUGGCCGCACCGCCAGUGAACAGGCUGGCUAUCAACUUUUCGGUAUUGCCAUGACUGUUCUGGUUGCCAUAGUUGGUGGUAUAUUAGCAGGUUUGGCACUGAAGUACACCGGCUUCCGGAAGUUACAAAAGGACGAACAGCAUCAGGAUGAACUCUAUUGGGAGGUGCCUGCCGAACGCAAGGAUGAAUAGUAAAGUGAAAAUAAACGAAUUUUAUUUAACAUGGCAAGA
This is a messenger RNA of Musca vetustissima, 1449 nucleotides long. RefSeq names its product ammonium transporter Rh type B (gene Rh50). The record is from RefSeq and is a predicted model, not a curated record. The coding region runs from base 34 to 1410 and encodes 458 amino acids. Gene Ontology annotation, biological process: ammonium homeostasis; ammonium transmembrane transport. NCBI's taxonomy places the organism in Eukaryota, Metazoa, Arthropoda, Insecta, Diptera, Muscidae. Gene Ontology annotation, molecular function: ammonium channel activity. The transcript is spliced from 8 exons. Gene Ontology annotation, cellular component: plasma membrane.